Ziziphus jujuba (common jujube) is the source of this 2843-nucleotide messenger RNA. Its product is annotated as pentatricopeptide repeat-containing protein At5g39980, chloroplastic. Bases 270 to 2321 code for a protein of 683 amino acids. Gene Ontology annotation, molecular function: protein binding. NCBI's taxonomy places the organism in Eukaryota, Viridiplantae, Streptophyta, Magnoliopsida, Rosales, Rhamnaceae. The transcript has a single exon. The record is from RefSeq and is a predicted model, not a curated record.
UAGACUGUCGCAGAGAGCCAGAAGUAAGUGUUGUACGGCGUGAAUAGUGAUGGUUGUGCUGCUGCAAAAUAUCACAAUUCUACAACAAAACAAAGAGUGGAUAUUUGUCUGAAUAAAAUCGUGGAUUGAAAAGAAGUUUCAGAUGCUAUAACAUAAACCCCCUAACAUAAAGACUGGGUUUCGAAAUUGGAACCAGUCAGUGACCGAUCCAAGUUAUCAAAUUUGUAUAUUUUUUCUGUAAUAAUUUUGUGAAAAGAAAAAAAAAAAAAAUGUGUACUUUCUCGUUAUCCUCUCCUUCCGUGCAAGUAGGAACAGUCCCAUCUUCUUCUUUCUCUCUCCCUGUAUUGCCGUCCAUUCCCAUUGAGGCCAGUAAUUACGCCGGCAUAUCCUUCACCUUCAGGAACAGAAGAAAAAAGCCAAGGCUUGUCAAGGUCUUAGCUUUCUCGAAAGCCAAAGAUGUCUGGAGGAGAACACCGACGUACGAAACUACACCGUUUGAUCAACUUCCCGACAACUUCCAGCGUAGGAAACGACAAGGGCCGGCGUAUUUGGAUCACAGCGUGGAUAUGGAUGAGCUUUUGGUCUCAAUUGGGCAGACCCAGAACGAGCAUGAACUGUAUUCUCUUCUCUCACCCUACAAAGGAAGGCAGCUUUCGAUAAAGUUCAUGGUUUCGCUGCUCUCGCGCGAGUCCGAUUGGCAACGGUCGCUCGCUAUUCUCGAUUGGAUUAAUGAAGAAGCUCUGUACACUCCCUCCGUGUUCGCUUACAACGUUGUUAUUCGUAAUGUGCUUCGUGCCAAGCAGUGGGAAAUCGCACAUGGAUUGUUUGAAGAAAUGCGACAGAGAGCAUUAGCGCCCGAUAGAUAUACUUACUCUACGCUUAUUACUUAUUUUGGGAAAGAGGGUAUGUUUGAUUCUGCCCUUUCUUGGCUCCAGCGAAUGGAGCAAGACCAUGUUUCUGGUGAUCUCGUUUUGUAUAGUAAUUUGAUUGAGCUUUCGAGGAAGUUAUGUGACUAUUCAAAGGCAAUCUCCAUUUUUACGAGAUUGAAGAGGUCUGGUAUCACCCCAGACCUUGUUGCUUACAACUCCAUCAUUAAUGUGUUUGGAAAAGCUAAGCUCUUUCGAGAGGCUCGUCUUCUGCUUAAGGAGAUGAGGGCGGUGGGUGUUUUUCCUGAUACUGUUAGCUACUCUACUCUUUUAAAUAUGUAUGUUGAGAACCAAAAGUUUGUGGAGGCACUCUCUUUGUUCUCCGAGAUGAAUGAAGUCAGGUGCCCACUUGAUCUUACAACUUGUAAUAUUAUGAUUGAUGUUUAUGGGCAACUGGAUAUGGCCAAAGAAGCUGACCGGUUGUUUUGGAGCAUGAAGAAGAUGGGAAUUGAACCUAAUGUUGUUAGUUAUAAUACCCUUUUGAGGGUUUAUGGCGAGGCUGAGCUUUUUGGAGAAGCCAUCCAUCUCUUCCGAUUGAUGCAGAGGAAGGAUAUUGAGCAGAAUGUUGUCACCUACAACACCAUGAUUAAGAUUUAUGGUAAAUCUCUAGAGCAUGAAAAAGCUACAAACCUUGUGCAAGAAAUGCAGAAGAGAGGGAUUGAACCAAAUGCUAUUACAUACUCAACAAUAAUAUCUAUAUGGGGUAAGGCAGGGAAAUUGGAUCGAGCGGCAAUGUUGUUCCAAAAGUUGAGGAGCUCAGGGGUUGAGAUUGAUCAGGUCCUUUAUCAGACAAUGAUUGUAGCUUAUGAGAGAGUAGGUUUGGUUGCUCAUGCUAAGCGUUUGCUUCAUGAGCUCAAGCGUCCAGACAAUAUCCCUAGGGAGACUGCAAUUACCAUUCUUGCUGGAGCUGGUCGGAUAGAAGAGGCUACAUGGGUUUUCCGUCAGGCUUUCGAUGCAGGGGAGGUGAAGGAUAUAUCUGUCUUUGGUUGCAUGAUAGAUCUUUUUUCGAGAAACAAAAAGUAUGCAAAUGUCACUGAGGUGUUUGAGAAGAUGAGAGAGGCUGGAUACUUUCCUGAUUCUAAUGUGAUUGCACUUGUAUUGAAUGCUUAUGGAAAAUUGCGGGAGUUUGAGAAGGCAGAUGCUAUUUAUAGGGAGAUGCAGGAAGAGGGGUGCGUUUUCCUGGAUGAAGUUCACUUCCAGAUGCUCAGUCUGUAUGGUGCAAGAAAGAAUUUUAAGAUGGUAGAGUCACUGUUUGAGAAGCUGAACUCUGAUCCUAACAUGAACAAGAAGGAGCUGCAUCUUGUUGUUGCCAGCAUCUAUGAAAGAUCAAAUAGACUUAAUGAUGCAUCCCGAAUCAUGAGCAGGAUCAGUGACAGACGAAUCUUGACAUCGUGAACACAGUGGAAAAGUUGUUAUCCAAUAAUCCUUUCCCCCAUUUGUUGCAAGUCGCAUGGUUAAUCUGUAAAUAUUAUUCUCUCGAGUGUUGUUCAGAUGGCUUUCUUGUCUCAUCUUCAAUUUAUUUGUACGAUAAACAAAAUAUCAUACUUGUGGAGGUGAUCAUGUAAAUUGGCCAAUAUACGAAGAGGUUUGUCAUGAUUUAGAUCAAUAAAUGAGAGACCUGUUCUAUGUGGAAGAUUGAGGAACUGGAUUAUGAAGAACAUGUGUUCAAGUUCAAAUGAAAAGGUUGAAAUGUAGAAUACAAGUUUGACUUAAAACCCUUUAUCUGAAAGUACGAAAGAAUUCUUGUAGGGGAAAUUAGUUAUUAUUCCAUUAGAUGUAAUUUAGGAAGGCUGGUUAAUUUUUUUCUUAUAAAGAAUGUUGUUUCUGAGUCCAGUUGAAGAUGAUACAGCCACAGCAUAGUUACUGAACUUAUUGCUCAAUUGAAUAUAUGAUAUGUGGAUACCUUGCUUUGUAGUU